AUGGCUACACAGGGGCAGGCGGUGAUGGACCCCGCUGUACUAGAUGAUAUAAUCAGACGGUUAACAGAAGUCCGAUCAGCCAGACCAGGCAAGCAAGUUCAGCUUUCGGAGGCUGAGAUCAAGCAACUCUGUGUUGCUUCUCGUGAAAUUUUUCUUCAACAACCCAAUCUUCUCGAGCUUGAAGCCCCCAUCAAGAUAUGCGGUGACAUUCAUGGGCAAUAUAGUGAUUUAUUGAGACUUUUUGAGUAUGGAGGUUUUCCGCCUGAGUCCAAUUAUCUAUUUUUAGGGGAUUAUGUUGAUCGAGGAAAGCAGAGUUUGGAAACCAUAUGCCUUUUGCUUGCAUAUAAGAUUAAAUAUCCAGAGAACUUCUUUCUUCUAAGAGGAAACCAUGAAUGUGCUUCUAUAAAUCGGAUAUAUGGAUUUUAUGAUGAAUGUAAGCGGCGCUUUAAUGUGAGGCUAUGGAAAUCGUUUACUGACAGUUUCAACUGCCUCCCUGUUGCUGCUUUGAUAGACGACAAAAUAUUAUGCAUGCAUGGUGGUCUUUCCCCUGAUUUGACAAAUUUGGAUCAAAUCAGAAACUUGCCCCGGCCAACUGCUGUUCCAGAUACUGGUUUGCUGUGUGAUUUACUCUGGUCUGAUCCUGGUAGAGAUGUUAAGGGAUGGGGGAUGAAUGAUAGAGGAGUUUCAUACACCUUUGGUCCUGACAAGGUGCAAGAAUUCUUGACAAAGCAUGAUUUAGACCUUGUCUGUCGUGCACAUCAGGUUGUGGAGGAUGGGUAUGAAUUCUUUGCCGACAGGCAACUUGUUACCAUAUUUUCAGCUCCCAACUAUUGUGGUGAAUUUGACAAUGCUGGUGCUAUGAUGAGUGUUGAUGAAAAUCUGAUGUGCUCCUUUCAAAUUUUAAAGCCUGCAGAGAAAAAAGCUAAGUUUAUGAUGUCAAACAAAAUGUGA
Messenger RNA from Dovyalis caffra, 951 nucleotides. NCBI's taxonomy places the organism in Eukaryota, Viridiplantae, Streptophyta, Magnoliopsida, Malpighiales, Salicaceae. The record is from the annotation of a GenBank genome assembly.